Cucurbita maxima (winter squash) is the source of this 785-nucleotide messenger RNA. Its product is annotated as LOB domain-containing protein 2. Lineage: Eukaryota; Viridiplantae; Streptophyta; Magnoliopsida; Cucurbitales; Cucurbitaceae. The record is from RefSeq and is a predicted model, not a curated record. The transcript has a single exon. Bases 27 to 686 code for a protein of 219 amino acids.
CUUCCCUCCAACCUAAACACAAAGUAAUGCAAAGGCACAACCUUGGAGCUCUGCAGCCCGCCCCGGCCUGCGCGGCGUGCAAGCACCAAAGGAAGAAAUGUCACGAAACCUGCCCGUUGGCACCGUACUUCCCGGCCGAUCAAAACCGGGAAUUCCAAGCCGUUCACAAGGUGUUUGGAGUGAGCAAUGUGACCAAAAUGGUGAAGAAUGUGAGAGAAGAGGAUAGGAGAAAGGCAGUGGAGUCUCUAGUUUGGGAGGCUGUUUGUAGGCAAAAUGAUCCGGUUUUAGGGCCGUUUGGAGAGUACAAAAGGGUGUUGGAAGAGCUUAAAGUUUGUAAAAUGGGUCAAAACCAAAGCCAAAGCUCAAACCCAUUUGUGGGGCAAGUGGGUUUGCCUUGUUUUGGUGGGUCCAUUAGUAACAAUGGGAAUGGGAUUAUGGGACUAAUUAAUGGAGGGGUUAAUGGAAGCCAUUUGUUUAAUUACCUUCAUGAUAAUCUAAGUGCCAUUAUUGAUUCAAGUCCUUAUACUAAUUCUUCCACUUAUAAUUUGCAAAGCCCUGAGAAAUUGAUGAGAUUGCACCAAGAUCAUAAAGAGAUUAGUUCAACCAUCGUCGUGCCGUUUCAGCCGCCGCCGCCGCAGCAGCAACAGCAGCAUCAGCAGCAUUCCAAUUUCCACCAUUGUUUUUAGCCAACUUUCUCUUUGUUGUUGGUUAUAUUAAAACCAUGAAACUGUUGCCUUUUAUUCAUGAAUUCUCAAGUGAUCUUCAAACUUGGUACUUAAUUUAUG